CUGCCAGAGUCCACCCGCAAAGAGGCUCGUACUUCAAUCCUCACACACCCAAGUAGACAGCUCAUAGUAGCAGCCAGUCAACACACCCACGCUCUUGCAGAAGGAGGAUCGGUAGAGCCAUGCCUCGCUUCGAAGAGCACCUGCCCACAAGGCCAGUGGACCGCGAUAAGGCCGAAAGAGCCCUCAGCGAGAACAUCAAGAAGGCCACUAAUGCAGAGGAGAUUGCUCCGAAGCAGAAGCACGUCAGGAAUUGUAUCAUCUACACAUGGGACUACCACUCUUCCCAGUCCAUCUGGACUGGCCUCAGGGUGCAGCCCAUUCUCAAUGAUGAAGUUCAGACCUUCAAAGCGCUCAUCCUUGUGCACAAGAUCUUGCAAGAAGGUCACCCCAUCGUCCUUCGCGAAGCUCAAGCUCAAAUGGGAUGGUUCGAGACCUGUGCAAGGACAGUAGGCGCAGACAGCAUGAGAGGGUACGCCCCGCUCAUCCGUGCAGCAGUGCAAUACAUCCUGCAGAAGCUCAGGUUCCACAGGCAUCACAAGGAGUUCAACGGAAUGUUCGAGUACGAAGAGUACAUCUCGCUCAAGAACAUUGACAACCCUGAUGAAGGUUAUGAGACAAUCAUGGACCUCAUGAAUCUGCAGGACGGCAUUGAGCAGAAACAGAAGCUCGUCUUUGCUCACUUCAGAGGAGCUGCCAACAAUGAGUGCCGAAUCUCUUCCUUGGUACCUCUGGUCAAGGAGUCAUACGGUAUCUACAAAUUCUUGACUUCAAUGCUGCGAGCCAUGCAUCGGAGGACUGAUGCCUUGGACGCCUUGGAGCCCUUGCGAGGAAGAUACAAUACCCAACACUUUGCCCUCCGACGCUUCUACUACGAGUGCUCCAAUCUCAAGUUCCUCACAACUCUCAUCAAUGUUCCCAAGCUCAAUCACGAUCCUCCCAAUCUCUUCGACUCACCUGACGAUGGGCCUGCACUUCCUGCCCGCAAGGCACCGGCACCCUCAACUCCAAAGCCUCCCACCCCUCCCUCUGGCCCAUCCCAGGCAGAGAUUGAUGAGCAAGCCAGAAUGUUGAAGGAGUACGAGGACAAGCAAAAAGCCCUGAAGGCCAAGGAAGAAGCGGAAAGGCGUCGUCAGGCUGAGCUGCAGGCCCAGCAACAGAGAGACUUUGAAGAUCAGCAAAGGCUACAGGCUGAGCAGCAACGACUGGCUCAAGAGCAGCUGAUGCGAUCUCAGAUGGACCAGAUGGCCAGUGGCCGGGUUGCAGAGCUGGAAAGGGAGAUGUUGGCCAUGAGAGGCCAGUACGAGAGAGAUCAGUUGAUGCUGGAGCAAUAUGACAGGCGAGUGAAGGCGCUGGAGAUGGAGCUGUCAAGCAUCGGGCAGAAUGUCAAUGCGCAGCUGGCCUCGAAGGACGAGAUGCUCCAUCAGCUCCAGGACCAAGUGACGCUGUGGAGAAACAAGUACGAGGCUCUGGCCAAGCUGUAUUCGCAGCUGAGGACCGAGCAUCUUGACCUUCUGGCCAAGUACAAGCAGAUGCAGAUCAAGGCCGGCAGCGCGCAAGAGGCCAUCGACAAGAUGGAGAGGAUGGAAAGGGAUGUCAAAGCCAAGAAUUUGGAGCUGGCUGAUAUGAUCCGCGAGAGAGACCGUGCAAGGUUCGACCUUGACCGGAUCAAGGCUAGUCAGAAGGAAGAAUUUGAGAGGCUGAAGCGGGAUCUGAUGUUCGCCAACGAGCGAGCCGAGGAUGCUACCAGGUCAAAGAGCUCCGAGGUCUCCUCCAUGAUGUCGACGCUCAACCGACAGAUUGCUGAGCUGGAAGAUGAAUUGCGAAGCAAGAGAGGCAACACGGAUGACUUGCUCAGUCAGCUGCAAGCCAAGGACGAUGAAAUUGCCAGACUCAGGGAGGAGAAAGAUGCAGAAAUCAUGAUCAUGCAGGAGGGCAUGGACCACACCAUCAAGCAGAUGAACGCCCUUCAGUUGAACCAGGGAGAGAACGACCAGGCAGUCAAUGCGCAGAUCGACACGCUUAUCCUGGACAACACCAAGAAUCUCAAUGCCAUCAUCGACUCGAUUCUGCAGGCAUGUGUUGAAAAGGUUGAUGAUGCCAUCUAUGAGCUGGAGUCACCAUCUUCCUCCGGAAACAACACGGCUACACCGGAGUAUGUUCUGUCCAUGAUUGAAAAGGGCAACAACCACGCAGUCGAGUUUGCGACCACUUUUAGCCUCUAUCUAGGUCACGAGACUGGCGGCGAGCACGUCGAGGUCAUCAAGAAGGCUAAUCAGUUCGCACAGGUCAUCAGCGACGUGUUGCUGUCCACAAAGGGUAUCACCCGACUAGCCCAGACCGAUGACGCGGUAGAGAGGAUUGUCAACACAGGCAAGACUUCAGGAGACGCUUUGCUCCGCUUCUUCUCUGGGCUGUUCUCUUACCGACUGGCAUCCGUCGCUGCCAACCAGCGGAGAGAGGUCGUCGCCCGCCAAUCGAUGUCAGCUAGGCAAGCCUUCAAGUCGCUUUCGGACGUCGUCGAAGGCAUGGUUAAGGCGGGCAAUACGAUGCUUGCGAAUGCCAAUGGAGACAUUGGAGACAUCGUCGAGAGGGAGAUGAUGAAUGCUGCCAGCGCCAUCGAGCAGGCGACACAACGAUUGCAAGCCCUGCUGUCCCGUCCGCGAGACACGGGCAAGUAUUCUGCUGUUGACCUACAGGUGCACGAUGCCAUCCUGGAGGCUGCUCUAGCUAUCACAAGAGCUAUCGGAGGUCUGAUCAAGGCCUCUACAGACUCGCAGCAGGAGAUUGUCUCCAAGGGCAAGGGAACCAGCACCAAUCAGCAGUUCUACAAGAAGAACAAUCGCUGGACAGAGGGACUCAUCUCUGCCGCUAGGGCCGUCGCCUUUGCGACUACGAUGCUGAUUGAGGCUGCUGAUGGUGUCAUUACUGGUACACAUUCGCUCGAGCAGCUGAUUGUGGCCUCGAAUGAGGUCUCUGCCUCUACUGCUCAGCUGGUCGCGGCCUCUAGGGUCAAGGCAGAGUUCAUGUCUGCCACGCAGGAGCGGCUGGAGCGGGCAGCGAAGGCGGUGACGGAUGCCUGCAAGGCUCUGGUGAGACAGGUCAAGACGAUCAUUGGACAAAAGGACGGAGCAGACACCACGGACUAUGGACAGCUGGCGCAGCACGAGUUCAAGGUGCGAGAGAUGGAGCAACAGGUCAAGGUGCUGGAGGCCGAGGCGGCAUUGAACAGGGCUCGAGGAACGCUGGCGCAGAUGAGGAGAGCAGGGUACCACGCUACGGACGAGUGAGAGGUCUAGCAGGAAGACCGGGAGCCGAGGGAAGCUGUAGGCUAUGGUUUCCUGUGUCUUGCUUAUGUCAGCAAUUACCCAUAUACGAUUGACCAAUGUCCUUUGUCCACUGCGAACGCAGUAGCUGCUUCGGCCUUGAGGUGGCUUUGAAUGUAUCAGAACAAAUGUCAUAG
Microstroma glucosiphilum is the source of this 3460-nucleotide messenger RNA. Its product is annotated as ANTH-domain-containing protein. The transcript is spliced from 3 exons. The record is from RefSeq and is a predicted model, not a curated record. Gene Ontology annotation, molecular function: clathrin-cargo adaptor activity; phosphatidylinositol-3,4-bisphosphate binding; actin filament binding. Gene Ontology annotation, cellular component: clathrin-coated vesicle; actin cortical patch. Lineage: Eukaryota; Fungi; Basidiomycota; Exobasidiomycetes; Microstromatales; Microstromataceae. The coding region runs from base 120 to 3287 and encodes 1055 amino acids. Gene Ontology annotation, biological process: actin filament organization; endocytosis; clathrin coat assembly.